Aspergillus saccharolyticus JOP 1030-1 is the source of this 642-nucleotide messenger RNA. RefSeq names its product PaaI family thioesterase. Bases 59 to 562 code for a protein of 167 amino acids. The record is from RefSeq and is a predicted model, not a curated record. Gene Ontology annotation, molecular function: fatty acyl-CoA hydrolase activity. Lineage: Eukaryota; Fungi; Ascomycota; Eurotiomycetes; Eurotiales; Aspergillaceae. The transcript has 10 exons.
CUUUCGUCCCGCGAAACAGCUUCAAACGUCCAUUUGGACUGAUCUAGGUUUAUCGAAAAUGACCUCCUUGCGCUUUGUCAGAUCUGUUUGGGAGUCUUUUCGGGCCACCUCGGGGUUGGAGCCUCGUCUACUAGACGGCCUCCGCGUAACAGCCGCCAAGCCCGGCAAAGUCAACUUCGAACUCGACAUCAAGAAAGAGCACACAAACCGCUUGAACAUCCUCCAUGGCGGAACCAUCGCUAGCAUGGUUGACCUCGGUGGUUCCCUGGCGGUAGCCUCGCGCGGGCUUUUCGCCACCGGGGUGUCCACAGAUCUGAACGUCACCUACCUCAGCUCCGGCGGUAAGGUCGGCGACAAGAUCCUCGCGGAAGUAACAUGCGAUAAAUUUGGCAAAACCCUGGCCUACACCUCGAUCAAGUUCCUCAACGAUAAGGGCGAUGUCUUCGCCCGCGGGAGUCACACCAAGUUCGUUGCCCUUGCCUGGAAAGAUCCUCAGAAUAUUGUUGAGGAGAUGGCAAAGGAGGAGAGAGAGGGAAUCGCCACUUUCAAGAGCGAGGCUUAAGCGAUUCUGUUUGUCUUUGUGUGAAUCACGCUGCUGGGGUCCUAGAUCGAAGAUAGAAAUUGAGACAUCAUAGAAGGGGA